AUGUCUGUCAACGUCAACCGCAGCGUGUCAGACCAGUUCUACCGCUACAAGAUGCCCCGUCUGAUUGCAAAGGUGGAAGGAAAAGGUAAUGGAAUCAAGACGGUCAUUGUCAACAUGGUCGAUGUUGCAAAGGCGCUGAACAGGCCUCCAACAUACCCGACCAAGUUUUUUGGCUGCGAACUGGGCGCUCAGACCCAGUUUGAUACCAAAAACGACCGCUACAUCGUCAACGGCUCGCACGAGGCCAACAAGUUGCAGGACAUGCUGGACGGGUUCAUCAGAAAGUUUGUGCUGUGCGCUGAAUGCGACAACCCGGAAACAGAUCUGAACGUGAAUCCUAAGAAGCAAACCAUCGGCACUUCCUGCAAGGCGUGCGGUUACCGUGGCAUGCUGGACACCAGACACAAACUCUGCACCUUUAUCCUCAAAAACCCGCCCGAGGCUAGCGACAGUGGAUCCGCCACAGCCAAAAAGGAGAAAGAGAAGAAGAACCGCAAGAAGGACAAAGAGAACGGAUCCGGAAGUGGAGAAGCGGCCGUCCCUCCCGCCAGCGACGCUAGUUCGGUAACCCCUCGCUCACAUCCACUUGUGUUUUAGGACGGAGAUGAUGACGAUGACGACUGGGGGGAAGAAACCACCAAGGAGGCUCAAAGGAGGAGAAUGGAGGAGAUCAGCGACCACGCCAAGAAUCUGACGCUCAGCGAGGACCUGGAGAAACCGCUGGAGGAGAGAGUCAACCUCUUCUACAACUUUGUCAAACAAAGGAAGGAGAAAGGCACAGUUGACACUGCUGACAAGGAGAUUCUGGCCGAGGCGGAGCGUCUGGACGUGAAGGCCAUGGGCCCACUCAUCCUCAGCGAGCUCCUCUUUGAUGAAAACAUCCGUGAACAGCUCAAGAAGUACAAGCGACACUUCUUGCGGUUCUGUCACAACAACAAGAAGGCCCAAAAGUACCUACUGGGAGGCUUCGAGUGUGUGGUGAAGUUGCACCAAGUCCAGUUGCUGCAGAGAGUUCCCAUCAUCCUCAAAGACUUUUACGAUGCCGACCUCCUGGAGGAAGAUGUCAUUUUUGCCUGGGCUGAGAAGGUGUCCAAAAAGUACGUCUCAAAGGAGCUGGCCAAGGAGAUCCAUGCCAAGGCGGCUCCCUUCAUCAAGUGGCUGAAGGAGGCUGAAGAGGAGAGCGAGGGCAGCGACCAGGACGACGACCAAGACGACGACGAGAACGUCGAGGUGGUUUAUUCCUCGUCGGCCCGAGAGCUAAAAGUGGAGACUGUGAAAGCUGAGAAGGACGAGGAAGACAUCGAUAUUGACGCCAUCUGA
Messenger RNA from Nerophis lumbriciformis (worm pipefish), 1320 nucleotides. The record is from RefSeq and is a predicted model, not a curated record. Lineage: Eukaryota; Metazoa; Chordata; Actinopteri; Syngnathiformes; Syngnathidae.